This is a messenger RNA of Mus pahari (shrew mouse), 4791 nucleotides long. It is a transcript of the gene Il22ra1, whose product is annotated as interleukin 22 receptor subunit alpha 1. The coding region runs from base 63 to 1805 and encodes 580 amino acids. The record is from RefSeq and is a predicted model, not a curated record. Gene Ontology annotation, molecular function: protein binding. Lineage: Eukaryota; Metazoa; Chordata; Mammalia; Rodentia; Muridae. The transcript is spliced from 7 exons.
ACACCCCAGCCUCUGUGCUGUGGGUCCAGAGCCGAGGCCCGAGGGGGCCCUGGAGGGACCCAAUGAAGACACUACUGACCAUCCUGACGGUGGGAUCCCUGGCUGCUCACACCACUGUGAACACAUCCGGUCUCCUUCAACACGUGAAAUUUCAGUCCAGCAACUUUGAGAACAUCUUGACGUGGGAUGGUGGGCCAGCUAGCACCUCUGACACCGUCUACAGUGUGGAAUAUAAGAAGUACGGAGAGAAAAAGUGGCUGGCCAAGGCAGGCUGCCAGCGGAUCACCCAGAAGUUCUGCAACUUGACUAUGGAGACCCGCAACCACACCGAGUUUUACUACGCCAAGGUCACUGCGGUCAGCGCAGGAGGCCCACCGGUCACAAAGAUGACUGAUCGUUUCAGUUCCCUGCAGCACACUACCAUCAAACCACCUGAUGUGACCUGUAUCCCCAAAGUGAGGUCCAUUCAGAUGCUGGUCCACCCCACACUCACACCUGUCCUCUCGGAAGAUGGCCGUCAGCUAACCCUGGAGGAGAUUUUCCAUGACCUGUUCUACCACUUAGAGCUCCACGUCAACCACACCUACCAGAUGCACCUUGAAGGCAAACAGAGAGAAUAUGAGUUCCUUGGCCUGACUCCCGACACAGAGUUCCUCGGCUCCAUCACAAUUUUGACUCCGAUAUUGUCCAAGGAGAGUGCCCCCUACGUGUGCCGAGUGAAGACGCUGCCCGAUCGGACGUGGGCCUACUCCUUCUCGGGCGUGGUGCUCUUCUCCAUGGGUUUCCUCGUUGGCUUGCUCUGUUAUCUGGGCUACAAAUAUAUCACCAAGCCACCUGUACCUCCUAACUCCCUGAACGUCCAGCGUGUCCUCACCUUUCAACCUCUACGCUUCAUCCAAGAACACGUGCUGAUCCCUGUCUUGGACCUCAGCGGCCCCAGCAGUCUGCCUCAGCCCAUCCAGUACUCCCAAGUGGUGGUGUCUGGGCCCAGGGAACCUCCUGGAGCUGUGCGGAGGCAGAGCCUGUCUGACCUCACCUACGUAGGGCAGUCGGACGUCUCCAUCCUGCAACCUCCCAACGUACCAGCUCAGCAGAUACUGUCCCCGCCAUCCUACGCUCCGAAGGCUGUCCCUGAGGUCCAGCCCCCUUCCUAUGCGCCUCAGGUAGCCUCGGAUGCCAAAGCUCUGUUCUACUCCCCACAACAGGGGAUGAAGACCAGGCCUGCCACCUAUGACCCGCAGGACAUUCUGGACAGCUGUCCUGCUUCCUACGCUGUGUGUGUGGAAGACUCUGGCAAAGACUCUACCCCGGGCAUCCUCUCCAGUCCCAAAUACCUCAAGACGAAAGGUCAGCUCCAGGAAGACACACUUGUUAGAUGUCUCCCAGGGGACCUUUAUCUACAGAAAGUCACCUCCUUAGGUAAAGGGGAGGUGCAGAGACCAAAAUCACUCCCCUCACCUCUGGGGUUUUGCACAGAUAGAGGACCUGACCUCCACACACUGCACAGUGAGGAACCAGAGACACCACGGUACCUGAAGGGGGCGCUGUCCCUCCUGUCCUCUGUGCAGAUCGAGGGCCACCCUGUCUCCCUCCCUUUGCACAUCCAUUCUGUCUCAUGUUCCCCCUCAGACGAGGGACCAAGUCCCUGGGGCCUGCUGGACUCCCUCGUGUGUCCAAAGGAUGAGGGUCCCACGGUUGAGACUGAGGCCAUGAGCCCCAGUGCUGCAGCCUCUGAGCUGGAGCAGUCCACAGAACUGGACUCUCUUUUCAAAGGCUUGGCCCUGACUGUGCAGUGGGAAUCCUGAAGGGAGAUUAGAGCAAGCAGGCCAAGGCUUCCUUCUGCCCCACCCACCUAACACCCCCACACCCACUAAGCCACAGGUUCUAGGGCCCAGUCCCGGGUGGGUGCCCUCGAGAGAAUGAGAGGAAGAUUUGGGCCCCGUGUGGCAAUACAAAUACGGUGAAGACUCUGUGGAGAAGCUACAGGUAGGCAGCAUGUGCAAAUGGCCUGUGGCACAGGGCCCAGUAGGCGGGUCACACAGAGUGGGGUAAUGCAGGGAAAUCUGGAGAGCCACCCAGCUCCCUCAACCAAGAGUGAGGCAUUCACUGUCUCUGAAGGAUCUUGGACUGGAAGCUGGGGACCAAGGGUAACAGGCACUUCAGCCAAGGCCAGAGGCCACACAGUGGCAAGGCUUGAGGGCAGAGUGUGGUAGAGGCUCACUCCCAGUCAGGGAACCCUUCUUUGCUCUGCUGUGAGAGGCUUCACCCAGGAGUGACUCCUUAAUCCAGCAGGAGGUGAGGGGUGUUGCAUAAAAGUUUCUGUAGUCAGGCGGCCAGAGAAAAGCAUUUGAAAAGAGCAUGGCACCUUGGAACCCAACCUCAGCUUCCCCAUCAAUGAAAUGGGCAACAUCACACUUACCUUCUGGGGUGGUGUCAAGGAUGACAUUAAUGUCUGGGAAUUGCUUUAUGUCACCCAGCACAUGAGCAGGCUUUUGGCUGCUGUCUCCUGCUGGGAUUUUUUUUUUUUUUUUAAAUCUGGAAACACAAAGAGUACCUCCUAUUCUCAUAUGGUUCAUGGGCGUUUUUUCUCAUGGAUUAGAGACUGUUGCAGGCAAGAACUGGACUAUCUAGGGCAGACAAGACAGAGCCUUCUGGAAACAGGCCCAGAGAAGCAAAGAAUGGCACAGAGCCUUCUCUUUGAGGUUGCAGGUAGAAGCUGUUUGGGCAGAGGCCAUCUCACGGGCCCUUCUCUGCGUGGAGGGAGCCCCAGGCCUCUGCUGUCUGCCCCACCUUGAGAUACAUCAUCAGCAUUGCACCACCCCGGCCCUCUGGCCCCUGCCUGCACACAGCCAGGAGAAGCCUUUACUCUCUGCUGUCAGGAAGCUGUGUGUGUCAUAUCACUCUCAGAUGGGCUUUACCAGGAGGAAGCCAAGCCAAUGCAGGGCUCUGCUGUGGAGUCCACAACUCAAACACAGGGCCUUUGUGCCAAGGGCGGAUGCUCUCCGCCCUGUUUGAAUUCUUGGGGGCUGAGUUUGGCAGGACACAAAGUAGGGGGGGCCCCAAUGGGGUUCCUGAGAGAUAGGUGCCCUCCGUAUCACCUCCUUGACCCAGAUUUCUGAGACGCAACACCAGACUCCAUUUGCGUCAUCGCGGCCCUCCGGAGGUACACUGUGUCAUUCCGCUGUGUUCACCUGUGUUUCCCCUUCUUUUCCCCACUGGAUCCCCUUAAUGACACACAGUGACAGGUGGGCCUCUUAUCUACAUGUCAUUAAUAUUUAACCUCCCUCCAAGGUCAUUGACUCCGUAUCUCAGGCCAAAGGUUAACUGUCUUUACUUUGUUUACAACCGAUGGUCUGUUCUCGCAGGGUCAGUACAACCAGGGUUACAGAGCACUUUUAUAGAAGGCCAUAAACUGGCUGUCAGCUCCCAGGGCUAUAAGUGUGGCAACCAGGGCAAAAAUGAGGGAGAAGCUGGAGUGUCUGCGGAAGAGCCCUGCAGCCUCCUUCUGAGAGCCUCUCUCGGAGAGACCACCGCAUGCCUCCCCUGGCAUCCCAGGCCCAUAUCUGGGCUGGAUCCUCCCUGCUGCAAGACAGUCUGUCAGAGUCUCACCAGGGCUGGAUGGUAAGCUUGGCUUUUCUGAGAGCCUGACACACUGAUCCAGUAGCCUGGAAGCUCUCCAGCCCUGCCUGCUGUGCCCUGUCCCACCCAGGAGUCUCCAAAUCUCCUGUCUAACAAGGAAAGCCAGAGCCAGGGGUGGGGAAGAAUAGUGACCUUAGCAUCCCCCCAACCUUAUCCUCCAGGACCCCUGUCCAGUCGGAACUCACAAGCCAUGCAGAGACAAGGAGAGCUGUGGCUGCAGGCCAACACAAAUAGUAGACUCACCUAAAAUGGCAUGGUUGGGGGGUUGGGGGUUGUUUUGUUUUGUUUUGGUGAUGCAGUUGUCUGGCUUUCCAAGUGUGAAGAUGUCAGUUUUGUAUCCAGACGAUGCUUGAAGCCACAGAUGCCACUGAGCCUGCAGAUGCUCUGCUCUGUGAUAAAGCUUAAUCUAUAAACCAGGCAGGAAGGGGCAAACAGGGCGCAUAACAGAAUGGCAACUGUAGCAAAUGCAGCAAAGGUUACUUGAACACAAGUACUUAGAUACUAAAAACCAGUCUGGCUGAAUGAUGUGGUGUGUAACAUACAGAGUGGAGGACAAGGUACAUCUGUGGCUGGAUGAAACAGGACAGCAGCUGGGAUGGGCAUGGAGAGAGAGAGAGAGAGAGAGAGAGAGAGAGAGAGAGAGAGAGAGAGAGAUCCUUGCUGUGUUGAGAGUCAGAACUCUGAGGUCCCUAACCCACACACCCAGCCCCUGCUACUUCUGCCCGUCUUUCCUUUGGUUAUAAGGAGGAAGGAGACCUGGAAGCUUCCCCUGCUGGGUGUGAAGGAGGAAAGCAGGCAGAAUGAACCAAAGUGAGAACUACAGAGCGCAGAAAGAGACUGAAGAAGACCCAGAAUCUCAGAGGACUAGCAGGAAGGAGACAUCUAGGUAGGCAAGUCUCCAUGGCAACCCGAAGUUGGUGCCAUCAGCCAUGGACAGUUGGGUUGUAGACUGAGUUGCUUAUAGAAGAAGCCCUUGGUUUGGUCCAAGAAAAUAAAAGACAAAUAAAGGAAGAAGGAAAGAGGAGAAAGAUGGAAAUAGAAUUGAGAUGCUGAGCCAAGCAUUUCCUACAUUUGAUUACAAUUUAGUCUCACAGCCACUCAGCAAGACAGGUGGCCAUAGUGUGUGUGUGUGUGUGUGUGUGUGUGUGUGUG